Molecule: messenger RNA, 500 nt
Organism: Racocetra fulgida
Lineage: Eukaryota; Fungi; Glomeromycota; Glomeromycetes; Diversisporales; Gigasporaceae
Source: the annotation of a GenBank genome assembly
GUGCUGAUUGAAAAAGGCACACCAGCUGGAUUUAAAAUAAUUGCUGACGCACGUAAAAAAAUUUUGCAAAGUACAGCAAAGUUUCAGAUCGAAACAAACCUGCAAAUGGAUAAACAAGAUAAUGACACAAUACCGAAACUUACAAACUACGGGGCUCAUGUUGUAGCACCGGUUAGACCGCGUCCUAGCAUAUCAGCAACAGAAACAUCAAAAAAAUUGGAAAAACUAACUCAUGAUAAUACAAUAAAUACAGAACUCGCUAAAAGUCAUAUUGAAAGGAUGAUAAUUCCAAAAUCACAAGGUAAAGUUCCUUAUCGCGAUGCUCGCAAAGCAAUGUGGGGUGAUCUAUUCCCACAUUCACCAAAAAAACCUGCUGAACGCAGAAACAUUGGAAUUGACAAAAAGUAUAACAAAGAAGAAAUUUAUAUUAUGAACGACAUAGAGUAUUAUGCUGAUGAAGAAAAUUUACCUAGAAGAAGAAAUGUUCCGCGAAAAAAUAA